GUGAAAGAAAAAGACAAGUUCAUUUCUUCUGGAUUCUUCUGAACUUUAAUAUAAAAUACCCUUCUCCCGAAAUUUAAUUGAUAAGCGAAUUAUUAAACCUCUGUGCUCUAAUUUCAAUAUUAAGCUAACAAAUUAUCGUCCAUAGUUCAAUCAGGAUUUUUAUUUAGAGCUAUUUAUCUUUAGAUCUGUGCUUUGCUGUUGGAGAAUCAAGAAUGUCUCGCGGGAACCAGAGAGAUCGAGAUCGUGAAAGGGCACAAGCCAGGGGAAAUCACAAGUCCAAGACACCUAAAAAUGAUGGAUUAACUCCUGAACAACGAAGAGAAAGGGAUGCAAAGGCACUUCAAGAGAAGGCGAAAAAGAAAGCAGCACAGGCGGAAGAUGGAUGGAAUAUCAACAAAUCGGAAAGCCAUAACAUCAAGAAGAAAUAGAUUCAUGACGAGUUUCAUGGAACUUUUUAUCCUCAGUAAUUCUGGCAUGUAUUGUUUGGCUUUUGUACCUUUGAUUUGUGUCUUCAUCUGCAAUGAAAUUUACUCACUCUUCACAUUGUUGGAAAGAAAUAUAUAUUGAUCAAAGAAAUUUGAAUUGGCUAA
This is a messenger RNA of Solanum lycopersicum (tomato), 590 nucleotides long. Lineage: Eukaryota; Viridiplantae; Streptophyta; Magnoliopsida; Solanales; Solanaceae. The record is from RefSeq and is a predicted model, not a curated record.